AUGACCUCAUUCCACGCUUUCGGCCAGCUUCCUCCGGAGUUGCGCUUGAGAGUCUGGAUCUUCGCCUUACCACCGCCUCGCGUCAUCGAGCUGACAUGGAUGUCUCGAGCCCGAUCUGUGACAUCGAAGUCAGGAGCGCCAGCCAUUCUUCACGCAUGUCGAGAGUCUCGAUACAGCACAAUCCAGUUCUACCAACAGAUCCAGUUUGGGUACUGUUCUCAAGCUGUUCUGCUCGAUUUUGAUAGAGACACUCUGUUCUUCGGACCAGGCUGUAGGCACUUGGUACCAUCCGGCAAAUCAAAUCCAUGGGUAAUGCAGAAUCGGAAAGUCAUUCGAGACAUCAAGAGCUCUGUCUCGCUGCAGCAGAACCUUGUACUUGCUGCUUUUGACUGCGAUUUUCUUCUGAGCAUGGAAGACUCUGAGCAAGAGCGCGCGUUGCAUGACAUUUUGGAUGGCAUGGAGAAACUCACGGAUGUGGUGGUUGUUAAGACGGUGCAUGGAUCCCAGAGGACCAUGGAUGGCUCACCAGAGCCUGUACUAUCUGAUGCUCGGAUGGACUCAUGUAUUUCUCGACUCGAGAUUUACAAUUGUAUGAGAGAAGGCCGAUCGAAAGUCGCAUUGAACAAGGCGGUGUACAAGUCGAUAUCUAAGUGA
Molecule: messenger RNA, 654 nt
Organism: Cadophora gregata
Lineage: Eukaryota; Fungi; Ascomycota; Leotiomycetes; Helotiales; Ploettnerulaceae
Exons: 1
Coding region: 1-654 (217 amino acids)
Source: RefSeq, a predicted model, not a curated record